Medioppia subpectinata is the source of this 1111-nucleotide messenger RNA. Lineage: Eukaryota; Metazoa; Arthropoda; Arachnida; Sarcoptiformes; Oppiidae. The record is from the annotation of a GenBank genome assembly.
GAUCCGUUAGGUAUUCACGACCAGUCGGAUACUGAAGGCGCCGAUAAUGAGGACAAAUGUUCAAACAAGACAUCGAAGAUAUUUCGAGGAAUAGUCCUUAUGCUUAUGAUAGCCCUCUCAUGGGUCGGCACACUAUGUCUUAUGAAAAUUAGCUUCAAAAGUGAAAAGACUUUGAUUGCCUUCCCUACCAAUCAAUAUAAUAAUAAUUAUACUCAGCAUUUGGAUAGCAGUGAUAGCAAUACAGAAACUCAACAAUUAUCUCCGCAGUCGUAUACUCUUGAGGAGGAUUAUGAGGUGGUGUUUGACGCGCCAUUCCUGGCCACCUGGUACUGCUCCCUCUGGAACAUCUUAUUUCUGCCCAUUUAUACAAUCAGUCAUUUGUGUUGCUGUAAUAAAGAGCACGAGUCAACCAAAAAGAUAAGUUUGUUGGCAUUAGAGUUAAUCGUUGCUGUGAUAAUAUGUGACACAGGAAUCGCUUUAUUAGUAUAUAUGGAUGGCGUUCAACAGCACAGAACAUUGGCUGCUGUUAUGAUAGGGUUUGGUUCAGCCAUCGGAUCCGCUAUAUUUAGAGUAUUCUUUAAACGAAUGAUUGGUUACACGAGUUUUGCACAAAUGUCUCUAUUCUUUACAUUAAUCGGUUUAAUGAACGCAUUCCUUAUGUGGCCUUUAAUACUGUUAUUGUAUUUAUUCGGAGCCGAAAUAAUAGUGUGGUCUCAGAUCCCAUGGGAGACACUCACCUGUUCAGCAAUACUCAGUCUUAUGGCUAAUAUUUUAGGCAAUUUUGUGAUCGACACAUUGGUGUAUAAGUCUAUAUUCAGAGACAUGAAAUUAGCGGGAAUAUUGUUGAUAUUGUUUGGAUUUAUGGUUGUAUUACUGCCGGACAACUGGAAUGAAUAUUUGGGAGACGUAUUGAGGAAACGGUUAGCAAAUUGGAAACGAAGGGAACAAUUGAAGAAGAAUGGAAGAGUUCAGGACACCAGCACUGGACAGGUGUCACGAUUGCGGACAAACAGUGGUCGAGUCAAAUAAUAGACAACAAUCCAUUAUAUAUUAAAUGUUAUAAAAAUAGAUAUAUUUUUAAUACGAUAUAAACAUUUCCAGAAAAGCGAAC